UGAAGUCCACCACCACGGUUCUAUUCUUCCUUCUACUAUUGCCUAUAUUACGAAAUCUUCACACCGCCAUGUUUCCCCUACAUCUGACAACUGCUACAAGUUACAAGUUACAAGUCUGACGCGAUAUCAAAAUUCAUUAUGUGUACCAAAAGCUUACCAUAUUUUUUAUCAGGGUUGGUGGUUAGGGGAUUUGGCAGAGGUUCCAAAGCUUUAGGAAUACCAACAGCAAAUCUUGAAGACCAGGUAGUAGAUAAUUUACCUCCUGAUCUUACUACUGGAAUUUAUUAUGGAUGGGCUACUAUAAAUAAACAAACUUAUAAAAUGGUUGCCAGUAUUGGUUGGAAUCCAUUUUAUAAAAAUGAGAAAAAGACAGUGGAAAUACAUUUAAUACAUAAAUUUGAGAAUGAUUUCUAUGGAAAGCAAAUUAAAGCCAUUUUCACAGGAUAUAUACGACCAGAAAAAGAUUUUACUUCUGAAGAGGAAUUGAUUCAAGCAAUAAAAAAUGAUAUAGCAGUUGCUGAAGAACAGUUGCAAAAAUCAGAUAUGAUGGCUUAUAAAGAUAAUCCAUUUUUAAAAGAAUAAUGCAAUUAUACAAAUAUUAAUGUAAUUCAUACUGUAAUUAAAUAACGGUAAAGUAAUUCACACUGUAAGUAAAUAACGGUAAUUAUGUUGUGGUAACAUUUUA
This is a messenger RNA of Frieseomelitta varia, 685 nucleotides long. RefSeq names its product riboflavin kinase (gene Rfk). NCBI's taxonomy places the organism in Eukaryota, Metazoa, Arthropoda, Insecta, Hymenoptera, Apidae. The transcript is spliced from 4 exons. Gene Ontology annotation, cellular component: mitochondrion. The record is from RefSeq and is a predicted model, not a curated record. Gene Ontology annotation, molecular function: riboflavin kinase activity. The coding region runs from base 139 to 582 and encodes 147 amino acids. Gene Ontology annotation, biological process: riboflavin biosynthetic process; FMN biosynthetic process.